Miniopterus natalensis is the source of this 1204-nucleotide messenger RNA. NCBI's taxonomy places the organism in Eukaryota, Metazoa, Chordata, Mammalia, Chiroptera, Miniopteridae. The record is from RefSeq and is a predicted model, not a curated record.
UUGGCCUUUAGGAGAGCUGAUCUCUUAAUAAAAUACAGAACAACUAUCUCAGAAAAACGAAAAUGGGCAAUCAUCAGGCCAAAGAGAGAAGUCCUCAGGGUUUUGAUGUGAAUCAAGAUGCCAAGAAGCUGAACAAAGCCUGCAAAGGAAAGGGAACCGAUGAAGCCACCAUCAUUGACAUCUUAUCAAGCAGGACAUCGAAUGAGAGGCAACAAAUAAAGCAAAAGUACAAGGCGAUGUACGGCAAGGACCUGCAGGAGGUGCUCGAGAGUGAGCUGAGUGGAUAUUUCAAGAAGACUGCCUUGGCGCUUCUGGACCUCCCCAGCGAGUACGAUGCCCGGCAGCUGCAGAAGGCCAUGAAGGGUCUGGGCAAGGAUGAGGCAAUGCUCAUAGAGGUCCUGUGCACAAGGACCAAUAAGGAAAUCAUCGCCAUUAAAGAGGCCUACCAAAGGUUAUUUGACAGGAGCCUUGAAUCAGAUGUCAAAGGUGAUACAAGUGGAAACCUAAAAAAAAUCCUGGUGUCCCUGUUACAGGCUAAUCGUGAUGAAGGAGACGAUGUGGACAAAGAUCUAGCUGGUCAGGAUGCCAAAGAGCUGUAUGACGCAGGGGAAGGCCGCUGGGGCACUGAUGAACUUGCCUUCAAUGAAGUGCUGGCCAAGAGGAGCUACAAGCAGUUACGAGCCACCUUUCAAGCCUAUCAGAUUCUCAUCGGUAAAGACAUUGAAGAGGCCAUUGAAGCAGAAACGUCGGGAGAUCUGCAGAAGGCCUAUUUAACUCUCGUGAGGUGUGCCCGGGACCAGGAGGGCUAUUUUGCUGACCGUCUGUACAAGUCCAUGAAGGGUGUGGGGACCGAUGAGGAGAUGCUAAUUCACAUCUUUGUGACCAGGGCUGAGGGGGACCUUCAGGGGAUAAAAGCUAAAUUCCAAGAGAAGUAUCAGAAGUCCCUCUCUGACAUGGUUCGCUCAGACACCUCUGGGGACUUCCAGAAACUGCUGGUAGCCCUCUUGCACUGAACCAAGCCAGAGCAGUAGGAGCGCAGGGAGGAACCAUCUUUGUCAAGAGCCUGUUCCAAACCAGAUUUGCAAAUGUGACUCCAGCACAAAAAACCUUCAAGAGUCCUGGUUUAUUUUCUUGGCAGCUUCAGGAGUGAAGCCAGGCCAGGCUGUUUAAGUCAGAGACAGUGGCCUCGAGAUGCUUGGGCAGG